AUUCUGACACUGUUUCAUACCAAAUUUUGUGAAGGAGGUAUCACAGGGGUCUGAACAAUGACGCUUCAGAAGCCAACUAUUUUCGCCGGCCUCCUGCUGCUCGGAGUCAUAACAGUAGCCGUAGCAAAAAUACCAAGCUACAUUCACGUUUGUAAGCGGAACGACCCCAACCUCAACCAAUGUAUUGUAAAUUCCGUACAAGCUCUUCUACCAAAACUCAAAAAAGGUAUUCCAGAGCUUGAUGUUCCUGCACUCGAACCUCUCCACCUCCCAGAGAUCGUCAUUUCCCGAGGAGGAAAUUUCAAAGCCAUUGGCAAGAACAUUAUCGUUCGAGGAGCUUCAAACUUUGAAAUAAAAAAUUUCAAAUCUGAUGUGAAUAAAGUGGAAUAUCAGGUCGUGCUCAGGUUCCCAGAAUUAUUUUUCGACGGAAUUUACGACGUGGACGCCAAACUUCUAACUCUGCCCAUCAAAGGACGAGGACCGAUGAAAGGAAGCGGAACUGAUAUCGAAGGAAAUGCAAUCAUCAAAGGAAGGAAAGUCAGCAAAGGAGGAAAGACAUACCUCAAAUUUGACAGGCUCGACUUGAAAUUGAAAAUGAAAAACUACUCAGUCAGGUUGGAAAACCUUUUCGACGGAGACAAAACACUUGGCGAAGCUAUCAACAACGUUCUCAACGACAACAAAAAAGAACUUAUGAGAAUGAUCAGACCCAAGGCUGAGCAAGUGGCAUCAUCUGUACUCCUGGAAGUGGCAAACAAGAUCACAGAACAUUUCGAAUACGAUGAACUCUUUCCCGCAAAGUGAUUGAAAAGAAAAACCCGAUUUUCACCACCUCUUAAAAAAACCGAAUUGUAUUAUAAAAGAUUUAAAAUCUGUAUAUAGAUUAUUAGUUGGCUGUUUUGACAUUUGGAGUAAAUAUUUUUUUUCAAAUCA
This is a messenger RNA of Cimex lectularius (bed bug), 933 nucleotides long. Its product is annotated as circadian clock-controlled protein-like. NCBI's taxonomy places the organism in Eukaryota, Metazoa, Arthropoda, Insecta, Hemiptera, Cimicidae. The record is from RefSeq and is a predicted model, not a curated record. The transcript has 6 exons. Bases 58 to 804 code for a protein of 248 amino acids.